AUGCCUUCACCACUUCCAUCAAGCUUUGCCUCAGCGGCAGCUGGCAACGUCCAUGAUUCGUCUGGCUCAAGAAAAGACGGAACCGGAAGCGGGGAAUGGUCUCGCAAUCGUAUGAAUGGGGCUACUCAAACCUUCCGUCGCCCAUCUCUUGCAGCGAACUUAUCUCAUACCCGGGAUAACGCGCAGACCACGUCGUCAUCCACCCCUACGCCUUCUGUUGCGGCAUAUAUCCCUCCUCAUCUUAAUUCCAACUAUCAGUCAGGUUCCCCGCGUACCGCCACAUCGAGUGAUAGCAGGUACUCCAAGGACCAACUUUUAAGUUUCUACAAGAGCCAGCAGGAUUCGGGGAGCUGGGGAAAGCACAUAACUGAUUAUUUCAUGGCUGAUUGGAACCCCCAUGACGACACCGCCUCCACCGUUAAUGGUAGUUGGAACAAACGGGAGGACAUUAAAGAUGGCCACGCCGGCCCCGAAGUUUGUUGGGAUCAUAGUGGACAGGCUCAGCCGUUGGCAUUGACUGAAAUGAACGAUGAAGAAAAAAAUUUAUUUUCUGGCUCUGUUAACUCCCCGUUAAAGCCCCCUCCCCAAGGUGGCUCAAAGGAUAAUUCAGGUGCUGGGGGGAACGCGGCUCGUAAAUCGUCCGUCUCUCAUUCCCAGUCUCAUCUUGGAUCCUUCAACACUUCCUCUCCAGGAUCCGCACGUACCGCGCCACGGCGUCGUGGGACCGGUGAUUCUUCGGUGAAUCCAAUAUCUCCCACGGGAAAUUCUCGUUUUUUAAGGGACGAUACGAGCAUAUCCACUCCACCACCAUCGCUGCUUCGUCGAAAGACCGAUUUCCGCGAGUUAGAGACGAAAACGGAGGAGAAGGACAUGGAAAACAAUUCCCGUGAUACAGGUCUUGAUAUAAGCUCUCCGUUUGGGACUCUAAAGCGCAGUAUCACAGGCCCCGUUGGCACAACUUCAAGUGCUUCAGCCUCUCCGUGGUCCUCGUCCCACAACUCAGCUUUUUCUCCAAUGGGUGCGUUUGGUAGCUUUUCUCUGGGGCCUAUGAGCGGAACCUCAGGCAGUGGCGAGAAAAAGUCGGGUUUUGGUAGCCUACGUGGGGAAAGUCGAUUUAAGGGUCUGUUGGCUAAAGAAAACUCUGAAGAUGUCAUGUCCAACGUUAAGGAAAAACCAUCUCUUGCUGCUUUAGAUCGUCUUCCCGAAACCGAGGAUACUAGUCCGCAGGUGCAGCAGCAAUCCUGGGGGGAGUCUAUGAAAACACGCACGACUCGCAGUGAGACCAACCCUUUUGUCGAUGAGCCACGGAGCGGGAGUGCAGCGCUUGGUGGCCAGGAUUUGGAUGCUCCUGCGACUGGAACUUCUACAUCUGGAAUUGACCAGUUUGGCCUGUCUUUUGGCAUGACAUCGAGCGGACCCAGUUUUCGAGACCUUGUAGGAAGCGAGCAAAACCAAUCAGAGCAGACUCCCAAUCAUCAUGUCCAUGAGCCAAUGAGUCCGACUAAUACGAAUCCUUACCAGAGCCCCCAGGGUGAGAGAGUUGAUGCAGACGAUAUCGACACAGAUGGUUCUGACAUCCAACAUACCCACUUGUCGGGCCUCAGUGAUAUACCAGAAGACCAGGGAAUGGGUGGGUUUGGGUCUAUUCGUCGAGGCGGAUCAACAGUUGACCCCUCAGCUGGUGACCGCAGCCAAACAUCAAGCGUUGGUCCGGGCCGUGGGUUUUCAAGCUUGACCGGCCUUGGCGGUCUACCAUCUCUUGGAUCUGCUGGUGGCUGGCCUACGAAUGCGACAGCCGGUACUCCUACCCGAGAAAGAUCUGGCUUUGCAUCUGGGUUUGGUGAUCCAAUUUUUGGAUCAAUGGCAGAUUUGCAAUCCCCAAAUCUUGCAACUCUUGGAGGGGGUGGCUUCUUUGGAUCGCAUACCAGUCUUCCUGGUGCUGCUCGUGCGAGCAAAAUGGGAUCCCUCUUUCCUCCAGCAAUGCAGGACCAGAUGCGUGGUGAACAACUGCGCCCUGAUUCCACAGGAAUUGAAGGUUCGAUGAGGCAGCAAGUUGAGAAUAGGAACCUCGCCAGUACCAGCCCCUUUGAUACUGGAAUAUCGAGGAGGGACACUGAGCAGGUUACACGAGGUGGCAUUUUCUCUCCGCUCGGUGGUCUUGAUCUUGGAAGAGACGCAUUUUUGUCUGGAGACAAACCCGGCUCUGUCAAUCCGACCUCUACAGUUGCAUCGUCCUAUGCUCCUUUGGCCUCAGCCAGUGCUUCAAGUUCCAUUCCACCCGCACAAGCGUCAGUUGAGGGUACUGGCCAGCCCACCCAGAGCGUUUCCAGUGCCAGUUCGUCGAGCACCCAACUUCCGGCAACCCAACAGCGACAAAUGGUUAUGCCAGAUCGUAUGCGCUGGAUCUAUCGCGACCCUCAAGGUAACACGCAAGGCCCGUGGUCUGGACUCGAAAUGCACGAUUGGUUCAAAGCAGGGUUCUUUACUGCAGAGCUCCAAGUGAAGAAGCUGGAAGAUGCGGAGUACGAACCGUUAGCUCAACUUGUUCGACGUAUCGGCAAUUCCCGUGAGCCCUUCCUAGUACCACAGAUUGGAGUUCCUCAUGGCCCUCCCUCGACUCAACCUGGUCCCUGGGGUGCGUCGGCAUCUCAAGCUGGAGUCGCGCAGCCACCUUUCCCCACCAGUUUUCCCAGUUUUGGCACAACUCUGACUGCCGAUCAGCAAAACGCUCUGGAGAGAAGAAAGCAAGAAGAACAGUAUUUGAUGGCGAGACAGAAGGAACACCUUGCACAACAACAAGUUCUUAUGAAACAGAUGGCUAUGCAAAAUCCACCUCACACCACUAUGCAUUCCCAGCUUCAACAUCAUUCCAGCGCCCAUAGCCUUCAUAGCCAACCAAGUUAUGGCAACAUAACCUCCUCAGGAGGAUACCAGCCAUCUCCAAUACAGGGGCCUAUUCAACCACCCCAAGCAGUACCAGGCUACUUUGAACCCAAUAUGCGACAACCGAAUGUGCCCAACGUGCCCCCUCAAAUGCUUCCCCAAGAUAUGAUGGCUGUCCAGGAGGAACUACCAAAUUUUGUUGAUCGUAUGAACAUCAAUCGCCCAUCUCAGUUUCCUUUCAGUGCCGGCCCAUCAUUCGGGGCAAGACCGCAAGAAAAUGUUAUGCCGUCCCAGCAAGUUGCAUCCAUGCUACAGGACAGAGUUCGUUUACAACAAGAACAAGAACAGUUCGAGAAAGCCAAAGGAGAUUCUAUUUUUGACCAGCAAGCUCGGGAUGAGCGUCUGAGACAAUUCCAUGCGUUGAGACGUCAAACCGAUGAUGACAUUGUUAAGAGAACUGAUGGACUCCCCACGCAUUCCCCAACCAUUCCUCCUGGAGACGAAUUUGAGCAUACGGACGAUGUUUCCAAACCUACUGCUCAAACCCAGCAGGAGCAAUCGCAGCAAAGAGAGGCGGAACCCCUUUCACUAUCUCAGCAGGUCCAAAAAGCCGCAUCCGCUCAGCGACAGCAGCAACAACAGCAACAGCAACAGACGCAGCCUCCAGCCGUACAACCUGAGUCUCCUUGGGCGAAGGUCGAUAAUGGCAUCCCGCAGCCAUUUCCUCCUCCACAAUCACAGUCUCCCCUCCCUGCUCCUGCAGCACAACGCAAUCGACAGAACGUAGCGGAUGCUUUAGCAGCCAGCUCCAGAUCACAAAGCCAGACACCAAUUGAGACUCCAACAACAUCCAUCGCACCCUGGGCGAAGGAAACUAUUGAAGCACCAAAGGGCCCCUCAUUGAAAGAAAUUCAAGAAGCUGAAGCUCGUAAAGCUGCCAAAUUGGAAGAGGCCGCAGCAGCCGCGCGACGUGCGCUCGCUGAACAGGAACGCGCGAACAAACCUCCCGCCCCCGCUCCAGGCUUGCCAUCAACCGCCAACUGGGCGAGUAGUGGAUCUCCCGCCACCCCACCAUCCAGCACACCGUCAGCAUGGGCGAAACCCAUAGCCGGCAAAUCGCACCCUGGAAUCUCUUCCUCCGCGCCCAAAAAGACCCUAGCACAAAUUCAAAAGGAAGAAGAGGCCAGAAAGCAACGUCUGGCUGCUGCGAAUAAUGCUCAUACUAUUACCACCGCACCCAUGUCUGCUGCCGGUAAACGCUAUGCAGAUCUUGCUAGCAAGAUCGCUCCUCCAACAGCGCCUUCGGGGGCAUGGACCACAGUUGGAGCUGGUGGGAAGCCAAAACCGCCGCCCGCCGCACCUGCGGGACCAAGAGUUGUUCCUGUGGCUCCUGCGGCGAAGUCUAGACCAACAACUGUCCUUACCAGACCGUCUGCGCUCGUUUCUUCGCAAACUGCCAAUGCGAAUAAACCCACCGAAGAACUCAUGAAAUGGGCUAAGAACGCGUUGGGAAAGGGGUUGAACAGCUCCAUAAAUGUUGACGAUUUCGUCCAACAACUGCUCCUCCUCCCUCCUGAGACCGAAAUCAUUUCCGAUUCCGUCUAUGCCAACUCACAAACGCUGGAUGGGCGCCGGUUCGCGGAGGAAUUUAUUCGUCGACGCAAACUUGCUGAUAAGGGUGUUGUCGAUCCCGCCUCACUGAACGCUGGUAGCAACGGUUUUGGCACUACUUCCGACUCCAAUGCUUCUGAUGGGUGGAAUGAGGUUGCUAAGAAGGGCCAGUCUGCUGCCCACCGCGAAGAUACCAGCAAUGCGCCGUUUAAGGUUGUGGCGGCUAAGAAGAAGGGGAAGAGGUAG
Messenger RNA from Paracoccidioides lutzii Pb01, 4740 nucleotides. Its product is annotated as GYF domain-containing protein. Gene Ontology annotation, molecular function: protein binding. The record is from RefSeq and is a predicted model, not a curated record. The coding region runs from base 1 to 4740 and encodes 1579 amino acids. The transcript has 4 exons.